AUGACGUUUCUCUUCGCUCUCUUGCUUUGUUGGAUUAUUUCCGUCUUCUUUGAAGCAAUCGAGUCUUUUCUCAUCCCCAACAUCCCGUUACCUCCACCUCACUUUCCUCCAUCUCAAACUGUCUCAAUCCGUCAACACGACGUCCCGAUACCCUCAUCUCCUUUCCCUCUCUUCCUAGUCCCAUUCGUCCCGUUAAGGAGAAUUAUUGACUUUAUGAAGGCCGAUGCAUUAGUGUCUCUAUCUUUUUGCUCCCGGAAAAGUCACUCUGUCAUCAAAACUCAACGAAGAGCACCAUUCGAUGGACGCCUCUGUGUUUCGGGGCCAAACAGAAAUGUCAUGUUUUAUUCAGUCAAAAAUCUCACUCGUGUGUUGCGUGCCGCCAAUUAUUUGCAUUUUUCCAAUUCUGACAAAAAUAAUUAUGUAAAAAUGAACGGGCAGUACGUUCCAGUGGAAGUUCACCGUUAUAGUGGAUAUCUUAUUUCGUACUCUGACAACACAAUGAAUGGGUUAAAGGCUAUCACUGAGUAUGUGACGGAUCUGUUCAAUUUGGAUGUAGCCGUACUCAAGAUCAAUAGAGAGUCAUUUCAUCUGAUUGAGUGGAUGAAUAGUAGACAGAAAACUCCAUUGAAAAAAGUCGUUCACCUCGGCUGGAGAAGCAGAUCAACAGAAGAUGAAAUGUAUUAUAUUCUGAGGCAUUGUCGGUGUUCAUCUGAAAUACGAAUCCACUCAGAGGCUCCACCCAACUUCCGUUUAUCGGAAAAAUUCCGACAAAUCGAUUGCUUAGUUAUCUGGCAUGGACAAUGGGUGACACUUGACAACCUAUUGACAAUGGAUGGAAUUGAUAUUAUUUUGGAAAAGUCUACCCUCACUAACACUGAUUUAAAUGUCUUUCUGAAGCACUGGCUGACUGGAGGGUGUCCUCGAUUGAAACUAUUCUGGGCCAACACCGGUUCCGUGGAUCUCUUUCAAGUACUUGCUGGUCUACUGGAUAACGCAGUUUUUGUGGAGGAUCGUCGUGACUAUACCAGCCCCUUCGGACACAAAUGGAUUUUGUGGGAUGGAUAUGACAUCCAACGUUCGGAUGGUGUGACAGCUACAGUAAACUAUCUGCCACCGAGAACCUUAGUUAUUGCAGUUUGGCCAGAGACCACUCAUAAUUCUAAUUAA
Messenger RNA from Caenorhabditis remanei, 1167 nucleotides. RefSeq lists its product as uncharacterized. Gene Ontology annotation, biological process: embryo development. The transcript is spliced from 3 exons. The record is from RefSeq and is a predicted model, not a curated record. Lineage: Eukaryota; Metazoa; Nematoda; Chromadorea; Rhabditida; Rhabditidae. The coding region runs from base 1 to 1167 and encodes 388 amino acids. Gene Ontology annotation, molecular function: protein binding.